Rodentolepis nana is the source of this 270-nucleotide messenger RNA. The record is from the annotation of a GenBank genome assembly. NCBI's taxonomy places the organism in Eukaryota, Metazoa, Platyhelminthes, Cestoda, Cyclophyllidea, Hymenolepididae.
AUGUGCGUACUCACAAAAGAUUCCGUGACAGUCGCUGUCGAUGCCGUUGUAUACUAUCGGAUCUACAACCCAGUGGUGGCCAUAACUAAUGUUGAAGAUGCGGAUCGAUCCACGCGUCUACUUGCUGCGACCACACUUCGAAAUGUUCUUGGCACCAAAAAUCUCUCCGACAUUCUCUCUGAGCGUGACUCGAUCUCUGGCAUGAUGCAGACCAUGUUGGAUGAGGCAACUGAUCCCUGGGGAGUUAAAGUGGAGCGUGUUGAAGUGUAA